AUGUCUUCCUCAAUACCUACAUCUACAUCUACCCCCCAAACCGCAGUCUCAACCCCAAGCCUAAACGUCAUAGCCCUGAUCUCCGGCGGCAAAGACUCCCUCUACUCAAUCCUGCACUGUCUCCGCAAUGGCCACAACGUGGUCGCGUUAGGGAAUCUGCAUCCUGCGCCGAAGCAGCAGCACAAAACAGCUACAGGAGACGGUCGGAAUGACAACAACGGCGUUGCGCAAGCAGAGGGGCCAGAGAGGGUAGAGGAUGAAGAGGAGGAAGAAGAAGAAGACGACAUCGACAGCUUCAUGUACCAAACCAUCGGACACAAUGUGAUUCCACUGUAUGAGUCCGCGCUGGGGAUUCCGUUGUACAGGGCCCCGAUCACAGGCGGCGCGGUUGAUACGGCCAGAGUGUAUCGUGAGGAUGCGGUGGAUCAGAUGGCGGAUGAUGGUGGUCGAGAUCAAGGUCUAGGUCGAGGAUCUGGAUCCGGAUCUGGUGAUGGCGACAGGGACGACGAAGGGGAAGACGAAACGGAAUCCCUAAUCCCCCUUCUCCGACGCAUCAAGCUCGCCCACCCAGAAGCCAACGCCGUGUCAGCGGGCGCGAUCCUCUCAACGUACCAGCGCACGCGCAUCGAGAAUGUAGCCGCGCGACUGGGCCUCGUCCCGCUGGCCUGGUUGUGGCAGUAUCCGAGUCUUCCUGCGCCGGUGGAGCGCGCGGAACUGUCGGCCAUGAUGCCGGACGUGGCGGACGCGGGGCUGUUGGAGGAUAUGGCGGCCGUGGGCUGCGAGGCGAGAGUGAUCAAGGUGGCGUCGGGGGGUCUGGAUGAGGGGUUUCUGUGGGGGGAUUUGUCCUCGGGGGAUGGAGCGGUGCGGAGACGUAUUGCGAAGGGGAUGAAGAGGUUUGCGGAGGCGGAGGAUAUUAGGGGUGCGGUACUGGGGGAGGGAGGGGAGUAUGAGAGCCUGGCGUUGGAUGGGCCGGGGUUCUUGUGGAAGCAAAGGAUAGAGAUUCAGCAGAGGGAGGUGAGGUCAGGGGAUGGAGGGGUUGGAUUUAUGAGGUUGAAGGGAGCGAGGUGUGUGGAUAAGGAGCAGGAGGAUGUGAAGCCGGAGGAUGUGAGGCGGCCUGCGUUGCUGGAUGAGGCCUUUGCGGCAGCUUUGGAUGCCUUGUCGGCGGAGUCGUCGCUUGCUUCUACGAUGGAGAUGGCUGAGCAGACAGAGACGGGCCCUUGGGAGUGUCCUGGCGUGUCGCAGUCGACGAACGGAGGUACAUGGACGGUUUCCAACGUCACGGCGCCAGAGGCUGGUCCUGGCGCCGCUGAGCAGAUGCGUGCCAUUGCACAAAAGAUUCGAGAUAUCCUGGGUUCUACCGUCCAUGAUUCUGGGUCUGAUGCGCGAACAACGGCGGAUAUUGUCUUUACUACGGUGCUACUGCGGUCUAUGGCUGAUUUCCCGUCGAUGAACGACAUCUACGUCUCACUGUUCAAGAAACCCAACCCCCCUGCUAGGGCCACCAUUGCUUGUGGCGACAGUCUUCCGGAAGGAGUGAAGGUGAUGGUCUCGUUGGUGGUGGAUUUAGGAUCUCGAGAUCUACGCCAGGGACUCCACGUUCAAUCGCGGUCAUACUGGGCUCCCGCCAAUAUUGGCCCGUAUUCGCAGGCCAUGUCGAUCCCGUGGCAAGGAGCAGAGCGACUGGUGUACAUCGCAGGUCAGAUCCCUCUGGAGCCGGCUUCGAUGGAACUGCCGAUUGCAUCCCCUGGACCAGAAUCGUCGUGGUUUGAGACCUACGCUUUGCGAGCUGUGCUGUCUUUGCAGCAUCUAUGGAGAAUCGGCAGCGCCAACCAGGUCGACUGGUGGUUGGGAACUGUGACCUUCCUAUCGGGAACAGACGCGAUCGAUAAAAAGGCGGCAGUCGCGUGGCACCUGUGGGAAAUCAUGCAUAGUCGACACGCUGAAGAGGACGAAGAGGAUGAGGAGCCAGCCCUGGAUGCCUGGGAUAUCAAGUACGGAGGCCGCGCUCAUGAGCAGCAGAGUCCUGCGGGAACUACUACGCUACCUAACUUUUCGGUGGUGCAGUCAGAUGUCCUGAUUCCUGCCUUUUUCGCCGUCCAGGUCGAGGAAUUGCCUCGUGGAAGUGACAUUGAAUGGCAAGGUCUAGGAUACCGGUGUGACGAAAUCAACUUGGCCACAGAGGACACAGCUUUGGGGCGCAGGAUUGAUGCUUCGACGAAGGAGGGGAUGCGCUACACGGCCAUUGAAAUCGACAUGGACCAGUCGGGACCCAGCUUAGAAUCCAGUCUGCGGGGCUUCCUGGAAAUGUAUUCCGAGCGGCCAGGGAACAUCCACUCCGUCGUAUACACUGCGCAACCGUUGCGCAGCGGUGUUUGGUCCGGACAGGUCAUCCCGUGCAAGUCGGUCUGGGGCCGACAAGGAAGACGACUGGCAGCCGGGAUACUUAUACAGAAAAGUUGAAAUAGAUAGCGGGAUAGAGAUAGCAUAUGGCGUAUUCAUUGGAGACGUCGCAUUGUUCGCCGGACUAGACCAGUCGUGCCGUAGAUGAUUGGCCCUGACAGCCACGAUAAGCGGGCUGCUUGUAUAGAUUUGGAGCAGAUG
Aspergillus melleus is the source of this 2601-nucleotide messenger RNA. Its product is annotated as diphthine--ammonia ligase family protein. Gene Ontology annotation, biological process: protein histidyl modification to diphthamide. Gene Ontology annotation, molecular function: diphthine-ammonia ligase activity. The transcript has a single exon. NCBI's taxonomy places the organism in Eukaryota, Fungi, Ascomycota, Eurotiomycetes, Eurotiales, Aspergillaceae. The coding region runs from base 1 to 2460 and encodes 819 amino acids. The record is from RefSeq and is a predicted model, not a curated record.